Molecule: messenger RNA, 1068 nt
Organism: Tachysurus vachellii
Lineage: Eukaryota; Metazoa; Chordata; Actinopteri; Siluriformes; Bagridae
Product: storkhead-box protein 1-like
Exons: 1
Coding region: 652-990 (112 amino acids)
Biological process (GO): positive regulation of transcription by RNA polymerase II
Cellular component (GO): cytoplasm; nucleus
Molecular function (GO): DNA-binding transcription activator activity, RNA polymerase II-specific; RNA polymerase II transcription regulatory region sequence-specific DNA binding
Source: RefSeq, a predicted model, not a curated record
GAUGCAAGAACGGCAGUGGCGUUGCACCGGAGACAGGGGGCGCGUGGAGCCGAACGACUGGCAGAGCGCACGCGCCUAGGUGAUAAAGUGACUCACCGGGAGGGAGACAGAGGGACGCACCGGCGCGAGCGUCCGUGUUCUCGGUGGAACGACAACAAAAAUAAUAUUUAAACACGUUUAUCUUUCUCAUUAGACUAUUGUGCAUUGAUUUGUUUGGAAGCAGCUUUGCGCCUCGCUGGUCGUGUAGCUUUGUCCUUCAUGGUGAUUAAUGUUGAUAUGCUGACGGUGUCCAUGCGGAUGAUGCUGCUGAAGGUGAGAAAACGGAUGAGAUCAAACGCCAUCGACGGAACCGUAACGCUAUCUGCAAUAACGACAGCACGUCACGACGCUUUAUUCAGCCCGUUUGUCCUCAAUGAUUCGGUGCAACCAGCUGGACCCGUGACCGUAACGUGUCCCAACGCCUGCAGACUAAAUAUGAUGAACUAAGCGUUAUUUCUCGCGCUCUUUGUUCGGUAACGGCGUGAAUAUCAUCACAGCAAUUGUAAUAAUUCUUACUCGUCACCGUCAGUUGAAAAAAAACCCCAAAAGAAGAAAAGAGUCGCGUUAAAUCCGAGCCAUGUGUGUGUUGUGAUCAGAGCAACAGCUCGGAGAAUGGAGCCGUUCCUGCAGCUCGCGCCGCACUCGCUGGCCAUCGUGCUGUCACGGCGCGCGCCUGCGGAUACGCGCGGAGUGACGGAGAGCGCAGAGCCGCCGCGCCACCACACUGGCUACGAGGUGUUCGCCGAGUUCAAGGCGCUCAACACCGAGCACUUCUGGAACAAGAUGGUAGCUGACGCCAUCGCGGAGACAUUUUUUCUCGGCUGGUUGGACGAGCACGUGCUGCUCAUCCAGGGUAAAGAGGAGCACCUGGAGGCGCUGCGCGAGGCCUGGACACGGAGGUCCCUCAAAGCGCCGCGCGGCUUCGACAUCAAAUACCUCGGUAAUCAAUAAUAAACGUCCCGCGCACCGACAGACAUGCAACGCGUUUUUAUGACACGUUGCCGGGAAAUAACAUGACUGUGGUGUGUG